UCCAACCGGUCUGUGUGCUGUGUUGGUAGCUGGUAGGUAGCUAGCUGCUAGCUAACCUGCUGAGCUACCUCCUCCUCCGCCUCCGAAGGCAGCUGAGCGGAGAUCCGUGAAUGAACCCAAUGCAUCUCCCGUGGCCGCGAUGGCAGCGACAGAAACGGAGGAUGCUGAGGCUGUUCGGUGCGCUGGUUAUCCUCGGACUGGCCCUGGCGUGCAUCACCUCCUGGGUGCUGGACAGCUAUGACACGGCUUGGCACCCGAAACGGAGCGUCCAGCACCAGACUGUCGGUGAUGGAGAUGAAGCCAAGGGGAGCUCUCCACCAUUUCCCGGCGGCGAGUUGAGCAAUAUAUUCUGGUUUAUACAGGUGUCUGAUAUUCACAUAAGCCGAUUUCAUGACCCAAGACGCAUUCCUGAUUUUGAAAAGUUCUGCACCGACACAAUUGAAGUGAUCAAGCCAGCUCUGGUGCUUGCAACAGGGGAUCUGACAGACGCCAAAACAGAGAGCAAGGUGGGCUCCCUCCAGCACGAGGUGGAGUGGCAGGCCUACCACAACAUCCUGAAAAGGUCACGUGUGAUGGAGCGCACGAGGUGGAUAGACAUCCGUGGAAAUCAUGAUGCCUUCAAUAUUAUGUCAUUGGACAGCAUCAACAAUUAUUACCGGAAAUACUCGGCUAAUCAGAAAGUAGGCUCUUUCCAUUAUGUUCAUAAAACUCCUUUUGGCAACUACUCCUUUGUCUGUGCCGAUGCCACUCUGACUCCAGGACCCAAGAGGCCGUACAAUUUCUUCGGUAUUCUCAACCAGACUCAAAUGGACUUGCUGGACAGGUUCAGAAUUGAAAGUCUGAAAAGCAACCAGUCGAUCUGGUUUGGCCACUACACCACCUCCACCGUCGUCUCCCCGUCUCCUGGAGUUCGGGACAUGAUGAGAUCUGCUGUUGCAUAUCUGUGUGGCCACCUGCACACACUGGGCGGCCUGAUGCCCGUCCUCCACAGCCGACACCCCCAAGGCACCCUAGAGCUGGAGCUGGGUGACUGGAUGGAUAACCGCAGGUACAGAGUUCUGGCCUUCGACCACGACAUGCUGAGUUUCUCUGACCUGAGGUUUGAGCAGUGGCCCGCAGUGCUCAUCACCAACCCCAAGGACGCACAGUACCUGCACCCCGGAGUGGAGCCGCUGGGUCGAAUACGGAGAUCGACACACAUCAGAAUCUUGGCCUUCUCCGAGGCCCCAAUCACAGCGGUGCAUGUGAGCGUAGAUGGGGAACCUCUGGGGAAAGGCCACUCCGCUGGAGGUCCUCUGUACGUUCUACUGUGGGAUCCGUCUCUCUACCUCACAGGACUGCACACCAUCAGAGUUAAAGUGGAGGACUCGGCAGGCCGGUCGUCAGUGCGGGAGCAGCACUUUACUCUGGAGGAUGACCUGACUCCCAGCUUUGGGUUCGUGCAGUCCUUCAUCCUCCUCACAGACCACUACAUCCUGGGCCGAGUGGCCUUCAUAUUUAUGAUGCUGCUGAAUGUCGGGGUGCUGCUGGCCUUUAGGUUCCUGCGUGUUCCUGCUGGGAGAGGACUGACCUCUCAAGCUUGUAUGUCGCUUCGUAUGGUCAGCACAACGGACACCUUCUACUACGCUCUGCUGCUGUUCAACCUGUGCACAGCCUUAGGCCCGUGGUUCAUAGGAGAGCUGAUAGAUGGCCAUAGUGGUGCCUGCUUCGCCUUCGGGGUGUUCAUUGACGGACACUUCCUAGAGGGCAGUCUCACUUAUGUUGUUGGAGUCGUUCAACUGCUGUUCUUCAACAUGCCCCUCACCUGCUAUCUCUGCUGGAGCCUCCACCACCGUUGCCGCGGCAACACCUUCCGUUCCCACUUCCUGCGGCCGGGCUGCCGCUGGCGGACUCUGGCGGUUCACUUCUUCAUGCUGCUGCUGCUCACUUGGCAGGCCCACUCCUGCUACUUUCUGCUGGAGACCUAUGGCCCCAUGGCCUUUUUCCUGUCUCCGGUCCGCACGUGGGCACUAGGGCUCAGUCUGCUAUUGGUCUACCGCGCCUGGACAGGCCCCGCCCCUCUCUUACGUGACAACAGCAAGAGCGUCUCUCCCUCUUGACAGUAAUUGCACUGUGCCACCACGAUUUCCCCCUCGACCCUGACUCACAGAUAUAUUUUGCUGUCUCUAUCCACCCUGAAAGCCUCAAUUUUCCCCACACAGCAGCAGCAGCCCUCCCUCCCCCUCUGCCCUCCUUUCUUUCUCUCCUCCUUCCAAAAGCCACUUCACAGUACAUCACUCACUAUCCUGUUUAUCAAUAGUAUUGUUUACUCAAUAUGCAUGUUAUUGUAAAGCACCGGUGAGCACAUUUCUGGCCAUAUUCAUAGCAAUGUGUACAGUGUAAAAAAAAAAAAAACACUUCGGAUACAUUGGGAGUAAAAUAGCUUAUUUAAGCUAUUUAUUUAAGCUGUAUGAGGACUCGUCCAAUGUAUGCCGCAGUUAAAGGGAUAAUUCAGAUUUUUUAAAAUGAGGUUGUAUAAGGAGCUUAUCCAUAGUCAGUGUGUUUCGUGUAGUAGAUGGUGGUCAGCAUGCUCAAAGUUUGGAGAAGCCAGGAGUGCUGCGACUGAGGCUAAGCAAUGUACUGCUGUGAACAGGGGCAGCAGCGAAACAUAUUUUAGCUACCUUAAAAAAUCAUUAUCGGUUCAAAUGUGUGCUAUAUUUAGAAUAUUUAUAUCAGACAGCCCUUUUUGACAGCAAACUGAAGCAGUUAUCUGUCGCUGUCUUGAGCCCUGUUUCCACCAAACACUUUCAGUAUGGUACCUUUGGAACCAAAAGUAACCCUUCAGACAUAGUACCUAGACCCUAGUGUUUCCACACCAAACAGUACUCUUAGGUUGUUGUCACCCACUGCUCCGUCCAGCACUCACUGUAUUUCCUCAUUACAGGAAGUCUACACCUCGUUUAUCGUCCAGAGAAUG
Molecule: messenger RNA, 2956 nt
Organism: Epinephelus lanceolatus (giant grouper)
Lineage: Eukaryota; Metazoa; Chordata; Actinopteri; Perciformes; Serranidae
Gene: tmem62
Product: transmembrane protein 62
Molecular function (GO): hydrolase activity
Source: RefSeq, a predicted model, not a curated record